CAUGCGCAGUCGGUGUCCUUCACAGGAAGAGUCAGUAGCUAGCAUGCUGGCUAGUUAACUUAGUGGUGUGUUUACUCUGCUCUCCGGACAUGAUGGGGGCUAAAACCAGCACCAUGGUCGCUGGGGUGGCCGGAGCCCUGUUCAUUGGAUACUGCGUUUAUUUUGAUAGAAAACGACGAAGUGACCCGAACUUCAAGAAAAGACUACAAGAACGCAGGAGUAAACAGAAGUCUUCCCAAGAGAAGACUGUCCUAAGGCUACCUGACCUGAAGGAUGCAGAAACUGUACAGAAGUUCUUCCUGGAGGAGAUCCAACUGGGAGAGGAGCUGCUAGCACAAGGAGACUGUGAGACGGGUGUAGACCAUCUAACAAAUGCCAUAGCAGUGUGUGGUCAGCCCCAGCAGCUGCUCCAGGUGCUACAGCAGACUCUGCCUCCUCCAGUGUUCCAGAUGCUGCUCACCAAACUGCCCACCAUCAGCCAGAGAAUCGUGAGUGCUCAGAGUUUGGCAGAAGAUGACGUUGAGUGAAUGAGCUGGUGAGGUUUGUGUGAAACAGUGUGCAACUGCGUGUGUGGCUGUUGACUGGCUGUGUGGCCUUAGUCAAGAUGGCUGCCAUUGGAUGUCUUUCUCACCAACCAGGACAUCGGCUGACUGUACCCCUCCCCCCAUGCCCCAGUGCUAUAUAAGAAGUCCUGUCCGUGUCCCCUCUUCAGUCUACUGUAAAUCAUUUCCUAUGCAGUAGCCCUCAAUUCAGAUUCUAAUAUCUUGACAAACUAAAUGUGUUGUAUUAUUUGUGUAAAUCAUUUCCUAUGCAGUAGCCCUCAAUUCAGAUUCUAAUAUCUUGACAAACUAAAUGUGUUGUAUUAUUUAGCCUAAAAGUGUUUGUUUUUUUGUUUUUUGUAACUCAUACUCUAGAUUAAGCAUCAUUUCAAAAUGUGGUGCCGCAGAGGACAUUUUCCCUAUUUAUACAUGAAACACUACGUAAAGAGGUUGGCUCUGUUUGUCCCUGUCAUGUAUGUCCACUGUGAGGUGGACGCUAUCUUUUAUUAGGUCGAUUGUUUUCUAAGAUGUCAGUGGAAUAUAUCAUUUUUUUUUGUAAUUCUGAAAUCAAGUCAUGAAAUAAAAAUGUGAGAAUGUA
Messenger RNA from Oncorhynchus masou masou (cherry salmon), 1137 nucleotides. RefSeq names its product translocase of outer mitochondrial membrane 20 (gene tomm20a). The transcript is spliced from 5 exons. Gene Ontology annotation, biological process: tRNA import into mitochondrion; intracellular protein transport; protein targeting. Gene Ontology annotation, cellular component: mitochondrial outer membrane translocase complex; mitochondrial outer membrane. Gene Ontology annotation, molecular function: transmembrane protein transporter activity. The coding region runs from base 90 to 527 and encodes 145 amino acids. NCBI's taxonomy places the organism in Eukaryota, Metazoa, Chordata, Actinopteri, Salmoniformes, Salmonidae. The record is from RefSeq and is a predicted model, not a curated record.